Molecule: messenger RNA, 1201 nt
Organism: Xyrauchen texanus (razorback sucker)
Lineage: Eukaryota; Metazoa; Chordata; Actinopteri; Cypriniformes; Catostomidae
Product: MHC class I polypeptide-related sequence A-like
Exons: 6
Coding region: 103-1071 (322 amino acids)
Biological process (GO): immune response
Cellular component (GO): external side of plasma membrane
Source: RefSeq, a predicted model, not a curated record
UAAAUAACAUCUUACUGGUAGAUUUAGAUCGAUACUUCUUUAAGAAAGUGCAGGAUAGGUAAUUUUCAAUAGUAUGCUCGAAAACCGAAGAAAUCUGUGCGAAUGGAAAGAAUUCUCAUCAUACUUAUACUUUCACUUCCUUCUGCUUUGAAUGGUUCUCACUCUUUAUGGUUACUUGCAACUUACAUUCAGGGAGAAACACAAUUUCCUAAAUUUAGUUACACAACCAUUUUGGAUGACAUCAUUGUGGGAUACUAUAAUUCAGGGGUUUACAUUCCCAGAGGGAACACUACGAAUGAAGAUGAUGUAAUUGAUUCAAAAUACAUCAAGGGUGUAAGUGACUACAUGUUUAGCUCCUUUGUGAGGAGAUCAACACUAUUAAGACCCAACCAUAACAAGAGUCUUGGAGUUUAUCAGACAAUGGUUCAGUGUAAACUGCUGGACAAAGACAAGCCUGGACAGAUGAUUACCAAAGAUGCUGCCAGUGGCUCCACCACAGAUGAGCUGUGCUACUACAACAACAGUUUUACUUAUAAUAUUGUUUUUAAUAUUACAUCAGAGGUGCUCAAACCCCAUCUUGAAGACUUCAAGAAGAAAUUCAAGACUUUUUAUUACCCAACUUGUAUAGAAACCCUCAUGAAUUACCUCAAAAAAAGAGUAGAUAACGUGAAUAGAAAAAUGAAACCCAGACUCAGACUCAUUACGAAAGCAAACACAGAUUCUGGAGGAUCACAGGUGAGUUGUUUGGCAACAGGAUUUUACCCUCGUCACAUCAACCUGACCCUGUUUAAAGAUGGGCAGCCUGUAUCUGAUCGUAAGAUCACUGGGGGAGAUCUGCUGCCCAAUGGUGACGGGACGUACCAGAUGAGGAAGACUCUGGAGAUCAGUGCAGAAGAACAGAGAGAGAAGCACAGAUACACCUGCUCUGCUACACACUCCAGUCUGGACAACAAAUUGGAUGUUUAUUUGGAUAAUGGCCAUUACAGAUUUUGGAUGGUUGGGUGUGUUGUUAGUGUCCUGGUGCUGGUGUGCAUCAUUUUGGCUAUAAGAUGGAGACUGCAAAGAUGCUGAAGACAAUCAUCUUGAAGACAGUGGAUUAUGAUUAAACAUUUGACAUCUGAGUUUUUUUAUGUGUUGCCUGUUAGGAGAUCAUACCAUCACAUCUUCUGUUUGAUUCAAUUUCAUAUGGUGCAGUAUUAAU